AUGCUUCUAAAGAAGAACCUGGUUGUUGCUGGCUUGGCUUUGGUACAGGGAAGCCUUGCUUCGUUGCAAAUUGUUCCUGCUGCAACAUGGACAGCAUCUGGUACAAAUCAGCACGUUCAGGCUCAUGGUGGCGGAAUAAUCGAAGUUGACUCUGUCUACUACUGGAUCGGCGAGAACAAGCUAAACGGAAGUGCCUUCCAAUCCAUCAACUGUUAUUCCAGCACCAACUUGGUGGAAUGGAGCUUUGUUGGAGAGCUACUCUCUCUUCAAAGUAGCGGAGACCUUGGCCCGAAUCGAAUUGUCGAGCGCCCGAAGGUCAUUUAUAACGAGGCAACCUCCAAAUAUGUGAUGUGGAUGCACAUUGACGACAGCAGCUAUGCGGAAGCAAAGACUGGCGUUGCGACAGGUUCCAGUGUUUGUGGCAAGUAUAACUAUUUAGGUUCAUUCCAGCCCUUGGGCUUCCAGUCGCGCGAUAUGGGUCUUUUCAAAGAUGAUGAUGGGUCUGCAUAUCUAUUAACAGAGGAUCGGCCAAACGGGUUGAGAAUUGACCGGUUGACUGACGACUAUACCAACGUUACUUCCAACACGUACCUGUGGUCUGACCACAUUGAGGCUCCCGCUGUGUUCAAGCAGGAUGGCGUGUAUUUCAUGUUCGGAUCCCAGUUGACAGGGUGGUCUACAAACGAUAACAAGUACAGCACUGCUACGAGUCUGAGUGGCCCUUGGAGUUCUUGGGCCAAUUUCGCUCCCAGCGGCACGAACACCUAUGACUCCCAAACUACAUUCAUUUUGGGAGUGGGUAACAAUGUAAUGUACAUGGGUGAUCGAUGGCUGUCCACCAACCUCAUGGCAUCAACUUAUAUCUGGCUUCCAUUGACUUUGUCCGGAACAACCGCCUCCCUCACAAACGAAGAUAGUUGGAUCAUUUCCACCCAGCAGUCCUGGUCAACUUCCCCUACAGAAACCACUCCCGAAGCCGAGUCUUCCUCUAACACGCUGUCCAACGGUGCUGUAACCCUUACCUGCAGUGGCUGUUCAGGCAGUAAAUCAGUAGGAUACAUCGGAGGCUCCAGCGAUGGAACCCUCCAGUUUAACGGGGUCACCAGUAAUGCUACCACCAAGACUACAGUUCAAGUGAGAUAUGAGAAUGGUGAUUCAAGCCAGCGCUACGCUACAGUGACUGUGAAUGGAAACCCUCAGAUUCUGGCAUUUAUUCCCUCGACGAAUGGAAAUACGCCUUUCUCGUCGACGCUGAAUGUUGAGCUUAACGCGGGAAGUUCGAACGUUAUUACUAUCGCCGGGGCCACGACGAGCUCCGCCCGCCAACCUCCGUAUCUUCAGUCACUUGCUCCUCCAUCAUCAUCACUGCUCCUCCCUCGCCCUGGCCUUGCGAUUCAGUACCUUUCAAUCGGGCUGAAACAACUCUUCUCCUGCAGCGCUAUCGCAUAUCUCCCAUUCCGAAUACCUUCUCCCCGUACCGACGCCAAGAUGAAGCCCGUUGUGUCGGCGUUGAACGCCUGGUCUUGUGUCGUUAUUUCAGUCUUCGCAAUCGUUAUUCUCUCCGUCCUCGGCUCGCUAUACGGCAGCAAUCACCACUCUUUUACCGGCUCCGAAGAGGACCCUGAAGAUGGUCCUGCAGUUGCUGCCUCCAUCUAUGUCGCUGUGAUGGUCUAUGCUGUACGUCAUCUAGCACCCGAAUCCUACCCGGAGUUCGAGAUACCCCACGAGAGAGAGAACCUGUGCUAA
Penicillium cataractarum is the source of this 1746-nucleotide messenger RNA. RefSeq lists its product as uncharacterized. Lineage: Eukaryota; Fungi; Ascomycota; Eurotiomycetes; Eurotiales; Aspergillaceae. Gene Ontology annotation, molecular function: hydrolase activity, hydrolyzing O-glycosyl compounds. The transcript is spliced from 12 exons. The coding region runs from base 1 to 1746 and encodes 581 amino acids. Gene Ontology annotation, biological process: carbohydrate metabolic process. The record is from RefSeq and is a predicted model, not a curated record.